Messenger RNA from Lottia gigantea (owl limpet), 522 nucleotides. RefSeq lists its product as hypothetical. Gene Ontology annotation, cellular component: mitochondrial outer membrane. NCBI's taxonomy places the organism in Eukaryota, Metazoa, Mollusca, Gastropoda, Lottiidae. Gene Ontology annotation, biological process: extrinsic apoptotic signaling pathway in absence of ligand; intrinsic apoptotic signaling pathway in response to DNA damage; regulation of apoptotic process. The annotation marks the transcript as partial. Gene Ontology annotation, molecular function: protein heterodimerization activity; protein homodimerization activity. The transcript has a single exon. The record is from RefSeq and is a predicted model, not a curated record.
CUUCUGCUCACAAACUUUAUUAAAGACAGAAUGGAGGAAGAUCAAAUACCUGGCACAGAAAAUAUCGAAAAGCUCAUAGAACCAGAUACUCCUAUUGGACCACCUAUAGACCCUUCCUUAGAGGUUCAAAUUGGAAAAGCUUUAAAAUCUAUAGGAGAUGAAUUAGAUAAGGAUGAAAAUAUGCAUAAUUUGAUAGCCAAAGUUCCACCAAGAACAGAAUGUAAAACAUUCAUGAAAGUUGCAGGAGAUAUUUUUAGUGAUGGCGUCAUUAAUUGGGGAAGAAUAGUGGCACUGUUUUAUUUUGCUUUCAGAAUGAUUUUAAAAUCUUUGAAUCGUAUUCCCAUUAUCAAUGCUACGAUUAAUUUUGUGGUGGAUUAUAUUCGUGAUCAUGUUGCUUCAUGGAUAAUUGGGCGUGGAGGAUGGGAAGCCAUUGUUGAACAUUUUGGAACACCAACCAAACAGGCUUUCAUUGUUUUAGGAACUGGAAUCCUUUUAAGUGCAGCUAUUUAUAUUACUAAACGU